UCAUAUUUCAUCAAUGCUAACCUUUAACUAGGAAUCACUGGAUAAAAAGUAGGGACAGACAGGUGUUCACUAAAUAGAGCCACGUUGACACUAGACUGAGCUUCUGAUUGAACUCAGGUGGAAAAAUGACUUGCACUGAAGGCUUUACAUCCUGCAAUGGAUUUAGCUUGAUGGUUCUAGCGUUGUUAGCAGUGGUUCUCAACACAAUACCUCUAAUCAGCUACAAACUUCAGAGUGAUGAGCUGUCUAAAAACCCCAUAUCUUGCUUUGAGUGGUGGUAUCCAGGAAUCAUAGGAGCGGGUGUACUGGUCAUUCCAGCAACUAUAAUGUCCUUGGCUGCAAGAAAAAGGGCAUGCUGCAACAACAGAUUAGGAAUGAUUCUGUCAUCAUUUUUGAGCCUGGUAACUAUUGGUGGCGCUGUGUACUGUAUUUUGGUGUCUGCACUGGCUCUUUCUGAAGGACCCCUCAUUUGCAACUACAACGGCAACAGCACAUUCAAUUGUGAAUUUUCUAUGAAAAACUUAAGUGACAUUCAUGAUCAACUGCAACAACCAAUCACUCUGAGAUGGUUUUUCAGUCCUACUUGUGAGCCUGAAAUUCCCAACAAUUCUGUACCUGAUAAUAGUACUAAUCUUUUCCAGAGAACAAACACUCUCACUGUUAGCUCUGAAGAAAACAGAUAUAAGAUUAUUCACCUUACAGUAUUUGUUGGUUUAUUUUUGGUUGGGAUUCUUGAGAUCUUAUUCAGUAUCAGUCAGAUAGUGAUUGGGUUGUUCGGCUGCCUCUGUGGAGUUUCUAAGCGGAGAAGUGGAAAAACGUGGUAAUAAUAUGGGAAGCAAAGACAGUCUCUCUCAAGAGAUUUCCAUUUUAAGGUGGAAAUAUAAUUCUUUAGAUAUUUUUAGCUAUCAGUGUUGGGAUAUUAGUCAACGACAUGAAAAUAAUCUAAAUGCCGAUUUUAAAGUCACAUUUUGUUUCAUUUUCAAAAUUUUCAAAAAAUGGUUUCACUAAUAUAUUGACUGUUUAAAGACAAGAAAUACAUGUUUACUAUAUUUUUACUGCAUACACUAAAAAUUCUCAGUAUGAUCACUCCAAGAAUUUUUUUAAAACGUUCU
This is a messenger RNA of Sarcophilus harrisii (Tasmanian devil), 1112 nucleotides long. RefSeq names its product transmembrane 4 L six family member 20 (gene TM4SF20). Gene Ontology annotation, cellular component: membrane. Lineage: Eukaryota; Metazoa; Chordata; Mammalia; Dasyuromorphia; Dasyuridae. The coding region runs from base 126 to 824 and encodes 232 amino acids. The transcript has 4 exons. The record is from RefSeq and is a predicted model, not a curated record.